This is a messenger RNA of Ictidomys tridecemlineatus (thirteen-lined ground squirrel), 562 nucleotides long. The record is from RefSeq and is a predicted model, not a curated record. NCBI's taxonomy places the organism in Eukaryota, Metazoa, Chordata, Mammalia, Rodentia, Sciuridae.
GGAGCCUUAUGCAUACCAGGCAAGCUCUGUACCACUAAGCUAUCCUUAGCCCUUGCACACACAUAUUUCUAUUCAACUACUAAAAACUAUCUUUAGUCUUUAUUAAGAAUAUUCUCAGACAUUCAGCCAGCCUUUCCAGGCAACACACCUUCUACCCUGGCCCAGUUUGUGUGUAACCUCGCGGAAAUGGCCCCAGAGCUGGUGAAUGCUGCUGUGGCUUACUCAAAGCCGCAACUGGCCAUAUUUUGGCAUCAUUCCAAGGUUGAGCUUGUUCCUCCAACCCCUGAUGAGAUCCCUACAGCUAUUCAGAGCCUGAAAAGAAUAGUCAAGAGUGCUCAAACUGGUAGCUUCAAACAGCUCACAGUUAAGGUAGCUGUGCUUAAUGGUUUGGUGGCCACUGAAGUGUGAAUGCUAUUUUAUAUAAGAGAGAUCAUAGGCAAGCGUGGCAUAGUUGGCUACAACAUUUGAAGACCAAUCUUUAACAUCUGAUUAUAUUUGAUUUUUUGUUUGAGUUUUCUUGGACCAUAUAUGAUCAGAUUGCUAUCUGAAUAAAAUAAGAUGU